AUGGUCUACAUGUCCUGUGUAUCGCUGGCCUCUGUUUCAUCGGCGAGAACUUCGAGGCCGCCGUCACCGCCCCCGCCCGGAUUCGCGGACCCGUCCGGGCCGCCCCGGUCGCCGAGGACGCCCUCGCCCGUCGUCCGCUGGUCCCCCCCCCGCACGCCCUCGCCGUUGGGUAGGCGCGCCGUCCUCCAGACGCCCCCGCGCGCGCCCGGGUGCUUCGGGCACUGCCCGCAGGGCCCGCAGUGCCGCGCCAAGGCGCAGGGGCUGCCGCGGUCGCCCUCGCCGCGCCGCGCCGCGCCGCGGUCGCCCCCGCGCACGGCCAGGGCCGCGCCCCGCGCGCUCUCGCGCACGCGCAGCAGCCCGGAGCCGGGCUACGCCACGCCCGUCGCCAAGGCUGAGCUCACCACGCCGCCCCCGGCCCCUCUGGCGCCCUGCGCCGCCUUGAAGGCCGAGAUCGCCGCGGCGGUGCGCGAGCGCAGCGCCCUGGACCUGAAGCUGGCGCUGCACCGCGGCCACUGCUGCGCGGGCACGCAGUGGUGCCGCGAGGCGCACCACGUCUCCGAGGCGGUGCGCCGGGGCCACUGCGGCACGCUGGAGGUGCUGCUGGAGGCGGGCUCCGAGGACGUGAACGAGGAGUGCGGCGGCCGCACGCCCCUGCAGAGGGCCUGCGAGGCCUCCAUGUUCGACGGGGACGCCGGGCACCGCAUGGCGGAGCUGCUGCUGCGGCGCGGCGCCGACCCCUGCGGCCGCGGCGGCGCCCCCUGCGGGGGCCCGCCGCUGCACGAGGCCAGCGCGCGCGGCAGCCUCGCGGUGGUGCGGCUGCUGCUGCGGCACGGGGCCGACCCCUGCGCGCCGGGCGCGGGCGGCCUCGCGCCCCUCCACGCGGCCUGCCAGGGCGCCCCGGCCUUCGCCUCGCCGCUGCACCUGCGCGCGGCGGAGGCGCUGCUGCGGGGCGGGGCGUGCCCGGUCGCGGGUGACGCCCUCGAGCUCUCGCCGCUGGCCUACGCGGCAGAGGGCGGCCUGCGCCGGAAGCUCAGCAGGGCCGAGAGGUGGUGGACCAGGCGCUCGCUUGCCCUCGCGUGCCGCGCCACAGUGGCGCCGCGGGAGUCGGACCCUCCCGACAGCGGGCCCGGGCGCCUCCUGCACGGGGUGCUCGCGGUGCCGGACGUGACGGAGGCGGUGCUAGCCCUGGUGUGCGGCGCGGCAGCCCUGGGGAAGUGA
Prorocentrum cordatum is the source of this 1218-nucleotide messenger RNA. Lineage: Eukaryota; Dinophyceae; Prorocentrales; Prorocentraceae. The record is from the annotation of a GenBank genome assembly.